AUGUGGCCCACCAAAUGUCUAUUCCCCAACGUACCUUGUCCGGAGAAAGACACGUGCCGGCUGCCCAAUUGCAUCUUCAGUCACGAUGCUCCCAGGUCACCUCCGACCGGACCACGUCGUCGGGGAGCCAUUGGUACCGGCUCAAGUCACCCCUAUGAACAUGGCGAUCUGAAACGACGAAGACUUGAUAAUGGUACCAAGGCCCCGGUCUCAGCAGAUGACUCCCCCAGACAGCCAAAAGUAGAGCCAAUACCGUUUUUUGGGUUUGUUAUGCCCAAGCCAGGCAACGGCACUCCUAGAAGAACGAUAAAUGCAGGGGCUGCUCGAGACAAUGCACCGCCAGUAUCCAAGACAGCUCUGCAGUCGGCGAGAAGAAGCAUAUCACCCCCACCUACCUCUGCUUCCAGAAAGACAGCACAUAGGCCCCCUCAGCCGAUCAAAGAUGAGCCGAAAGAAUCCUUAAUGCCACGAGACGUACCCAAAAAGCCGGCUGAAUUCACCGUUCGUCGUCAACUGAUCAUUCUUCUGCAUCAGUACCUGGUCAAGCUCAACGGCGAGGUGCAAAAGUUAUCGGGUCCAGAUCACAAACCCCUUCACAUGACCGAAAAUGAACUCAUUCGAUUUGCUCUUGAGAUAGAGGAGAAGAUAGCUCUGGAUCAGCCAUUGGUCUAUUCUAACAUCAUGAAAAUGCGCAUCAUGGCAUACAAAAAGAUGACCGUCGUGGAUUGGGUAAAGGAACGGCACGCAAUUCGGGAGUCCAAAAACAAGAAAGAUGAGCCAACAGAAAAGAAAGUCGAGCCAGUGGUCACCGGUCUCAGUCCACACGAAGAAGUCAUGAUGCUUGAACGUAUGGUUGCGAGGCAGCAUGGAUUAGACGCCCAUGGUUAUGUUACCAAAGCACCAACGGAGGAAGAGAUCAGGACGGCUCAAGCAGGCAUCGACGCUGCGCACAACUGGGAGGUCUGCGACCGAUGUACCUCGAGGUUUCAAGUAUACCCAGACCGGCGCGACGACGGGGCUCUCACAACGGGCGGGAAAUGCAUCCACCACUGGGGACGAAAAGUCUUUCCGAAGAAAGAGAAGACCGACUCACUCCGUCCGCAGCCGCUAUACUCCUGUUGCAACGAGCUUAUUGGGUCGCCCGGCUGCACUGUUGGAGAUACCCACGUCUUCAAGAUAUCAGAGCCUAAACGGCUUGCAGCGGUGAUGCAGUUCGAAGAAACAAAGUUCAACGAAAACGCUAAACCAAACACAGCUGUCUGCUUUGACUGCGAGAUGGGCUAUACAUGCUACGGUCUCGAACUCAUUCGCCUCACAGCGACAUCCUGGCCCUCUGGUGAACCCCUAAUCGAUGUCCUCGUGCGCCCUGUCGGCGCCAUUCUCGAUCUCAAUACUCGUUUCUCGGGUGUGCACCCGGCGCAUUUCUUCGAUGCCCCAGAAUAUGGCCCCGAGAAGGUGUCCAAAGAUCCAAAGACACUUCACAUUGUUCCCCACCCAGCUGCUGCUCGGGAUCUCCUUUGCUCCUACCUUUCAGUCAACACGCCGCUGCUUGGCCACGCUCUCGAGAACGACCUAAAUGCCGUCCGCCUCAUCCAUCCCACUAUCGUAGACACCGUGCUCCUCUUUCCACAUCCUGCUGGGCUUCCUAUCCGAAAUGGGCUCCGCAGACUCACAAAGCAUUAUUUGGAUUGGGACAUCCAGCAAGGCGGUGCCGCCGGGCACGACAGUUUAGAAGAUGCUAGGGCUACGGGUGAACUAGUGAGGUUCAAGGUCAAGCGAGAGUGGAAGCAGCUACAAGAUGAGGGAUGGACGGUCAGAGACGGAGCAUUCUAUCCGCCUCUGCCUCCUGAAGCGCCA
This is a messenger RNA of Mytilinidion resinicola, 1857 nucleotides long. Its product is annotated as putative RNA exonuclease 3. The annotation marks the transcript as partial. Gene Ontology annotation, molecular function: nucleic acid binding; exonuclease activity. Lineage: Eukaryota; Fungi; Ascomycota; Dothideomycetes; Mytilinidiales; Mytilinidiaceae. Gene Ontology annotation, cellular component: nucleus. The transcript has a single exon. The record is from RefSeq and is a predicted model, not a curated record.